This is a messenger RNA of Symbiodinium necroappetens, 876 nucleotides long. The record is from the annotation of a GenBank genome assembly. Lineage: Eukaryota; Dinophyceae; Suessiales; Symbiodiniaceae.
AUGGUUUUGCGCUGCUGGUUCUCAUUCCUGGUGACUCUCAACAACGUGAAGGGCAUCUUUUCCGCCUCGCGCGGCGAGUCUCACUGUGCAGUCCGCGACGAUCAGGGGACCUGCAGGCAGUCCGAGGAUGCCGAAGAGUUGGUAGCCCUGCAAGCCAAGAUGGUUUCUUGGUGCGGCAAGGAGGCGAUGGCUGCCAUUAACUCGACGGAAGCAAUUGAGGCUUUGGUUGCCGAGCUUGGCCUGCCGAACACUACGUGCACCGAGGAAGGGGGUUCCAGAGACGGCGGAGGAAGUCCUUUCACCAGGGGUCCUCCGGAUAACGAUUGCUACUACUGGGACCCAACCAAGCCUGCAAGCGACAUCGACUGCGACGACGUUUCGUUCAACAAGCGCACUCCCCUUUGUGGAACCGGCUGCUCGAUGGCAUCUUUUGCAAUUGCAAGGCCGUUCCUGCUGCUGGGCUGCAUCGGUAGCCCGGGCAUUCACGGGAGUUUCCGACAGGCAGAGGUUCAGGGAAGGCUGGUCGGCUUGGCGAUUGGACAUGAUCCAACGGGUCCUUGGUUCUCGGCUGAUAGAGACCAGACCUGCAACGACCUUUGCACCGCCAAGAACUACACGGAGUGCGGCAAGGAGGAGAUGGCAGCCAUCAACUCUUCCGUCGCCUUGGCAGACUUGCUUUCGAUUCUCAACCUGACCUGCACGCCCCCGUCCGACCCGAGCAAUCGCAAAAGGAACGGUGCAGGAAGUCCGUUCACCAGGGGUCCUCCAGAAGCAAACGAUUGCUACUAUUGGGACCCAAUCGAGACUGCAAGCAACAUUGACUGCAUUAGUCCAGUUGCUUUUCCCGGUCGAAGGCCCCUUUGCUACUGUAAAUAG